GCCCCGACAGUCGACAGUCGCUCUUGAGUCACGAUGUGGACGCCACGCGUCCGCGUCGCUCCCCACAUCUUACGUACGCGUGCCGCGAUGUAAACAAGUUUUGUGAUUUGUGUCUUCUUAUAUCAUCGACACAGAAGUGAGUUAUUGACUGUGUUUUGAAAAGGACAAAUGCGUGGGGAAAAUGUUUCAAUUUCUGACUCUUUUGUUUGUGACUUUUGGUGUCAAUGCGGCCUAUGCUCGUGGCGUUGAUAAUUGUAGUCGCCAGAGUAAAGGUGACAAUAGCACUCUGUGCCGGGUGCGAACCCUUGACGCUGACGGAUCCAGCUUAGCAUCUGCACCUACAGAAACUACAAAGCGUCUCGACAUCGAAUGCAACCAGCUGCUACUGUUUGAAAGUUAUUUGGAGGCGAACUACUUUCAAAGGUUUCACGAGCUCACAGAAUUAACAAUUCGGAACUGCAAGCUUCUGAGAAUACCAGGCAAUGCCUUCGAAGGAUUACGUGAACUGAAAAAGUUGUCGAUCCGAUCUAAAAACUACGAUUGGAGCUCGAACAAAAACUUGGAACUCUCAUUGGGUACUUUCAACGGAUUACGUGAAUUACAAGCACUCGAUUUAGGACAAAAUAAUUUAAAGACUAUACCUUCAGAAGUGUUUUGUCCAUUGGACAACUUGCAGACACUAAACGUUACCGGUAACAAAUUAAAAAGUGUCGAUCGUCUCGGCUUCGGUAAAAAUUGCGGAUCUGGCUUACGAAGAUUGGACCUGAGCCGGAAUGAAAUCAAAUCUUUGCCUGAAGAGUCCGAAAUAAUCGGAUUGAAAAGGCUUCAAGAAUUAAAACUACAACAUAAUAACAUCACAGACAUUUCAGGUGAAACGUUUAACGGGCUCAUUUCUUUAAGAAUAUUAAAUGUUUCCUACAACAACAUUCAGUUUAUCCCUGAGGGCACAUUCGCCAGCACGAAAGAGUUACGAGAAGUGUAUUUGAAUAAUAACCUGCUAUUUGAACUAGCCAGAGGCGUGUUCCACCGAUUAGAACAGCUGCUUGUCUUAGAUUUAUCGUAUAAUCAGCUAUCUAGUGCUCAUAUAGAUGGCGGUACAUUUGUUGGCCUCAUACGCCUAGUCAUUUUGAAUUUGUCGAAUAAUGCAUUGACAAGGAUAGACUCUAAGACGUUCAAGGAUUUAUUCUUUCUCCAAAUAUUAGAUUUAAGAAACAAUUCAAUUGGAUAUAUCGAAGAAAAUACUUUUCUUCCAUUGUACAAUCUUCACACAUUGAAUUUAGCUGAAAACCGUUUGCAUAUGAUAGACGAGUAUCUCUUCAAUGGAUUGUUUGUACUUAGUAAAUUAAACUUAAAUAAUAAUCUCCUUAUAAACAUAGAUAUAAAUGCGUUUAAAAAUUGUUCGGAUUUAAAAGAAUUAGAUUUAAGCUCGAAUCAGUUAUUGGAUGUUCCAAACGCCAUCUGGGAAUUAUCUCAAUUAAAAACGUUAGAUCUUGGUGAAAAUCAAAUAAAAGACAUAAAAAAUGGAUCAUUUAAGAGUUUAGAUCAACUAACCGGUUUGAGAUUGAUAGACAACCAAAUCGGUAAUUUGAGUGUGGGUAUGUUUUCUGAACUACCAAGCCUACAGGUUUUAAACUUAGCCAAGAAUAAAAUUUUAGCCGUAGAACUUGGUAGUUUUCAAAAUAAUAAACAAUUAGAGGCCAUAAGAUUAGAUGGAAAUUUUAUAUCCGAUAUCAAUGGCGUAUUCUCGAGGCUGAUGAGUUUGUUAUGGCUAAAUUUGUCGGAAAAUCAUUUAGUCUGGUUUGAUUACGCUUUUAUUCCAAGUAACUUGAAGUGGCUGGACGUUCAUGGCAAUUUUAUUGAACAUUUAGGAAAUUAUUACAAGCUUCAAGACGAAAUCCGCAUAAAAACUUUAGACGUAAGCCAUAAUCGUAUAGUCGAUAUUUCUCCAUUGGCUAUUCCAAACAGUGUUGAAUUAUUGUUCAUAAACAACAAUCACAUCAAUAACAUUCAAGUAAACACUUUUAUGGAGAAGCACAAUUUGACCCGUGUUGAUAUUUACGCAAAUGAGAUAUCUCACUUAGACAUCAACAGCCUACGCUUAUCUCCUGUACCUCUGAAUAAGUCACUACCGGAGUUCUACAUUGGCGGAAAUCCAUUUGAUUGCGAUUGCUCCAUGGAAUGGCUACCUUUGAUAAACAAUAUGACCACAAUGAGACAACAUCCACGCAUCAUGGACUUAGAGAACGUAUUAUGUAAAAUGACCCACACUAGAGGUGUAACGCAUAUACCUCUUAGCAACUUGAAGUCUACUGAUUUCUUGUGUACAUACGAAACUCAUUGUUUCACAUUGUGCCGUUGUUGUGAUUACGUUGCUUGUGAUUGCCAAAUGACAUGCCCGUAUAAUUGUUCUUGCUAUCAUGACCCGACUUGGAAUAAAAACGUGGUUGACUGCUCCAGUCAAAGCGCUAUAGAGAUACCAGAAAAAAUACCCAUGGACGCAACCGAGGUCUACUUAGAUGGGAACGACUUUAAAAUAUUGCAAAAUUAUGCAUUCAUCGGGCGAAAAAAUAUGAGGUCGCUCUAUGUAAAUUCUAGCCAAGUUGAAAGCGUACAUAAUAAAACGUUCGCUGGCUUAUCAUCUCUUAUUACGCUUCAUCUCGGCAACAAUAAGCUAAAGCAUUUGAAUGGUUACGAGUUCGAGCAUCUGACGCAGCUUAACGAGCUUUAUUUGCAAGAUAACUUUAUCAGUCAUAUUGCAAACUUAACGUUUUCAACGCUGUAUUCAUUAAAAAUCUUGAGAUUGGACGGCAAUAGAUUAAUCGAUUUUAGUAUUUGGAGUUUGAAUGCCAACAAACAGCUAAUCUCUCUCAGCAUAGGUAACAAUAUGUGGUCGUGUAAAUGUAGGUAUUUACAAAAAUUUACCGCAUUCAUUUCAGAUAAUGUUCCUAAAAUUGUUGAUGUAACAGAUAUAUCGUGUUGGAACGUCGAUACAAAAACUACACAAAAGAAAGAACUUAAUCUCAACGGAACGAUUUGUAGUGAUUAUUACGCUGGCGAUUCGGUUAUAGAUAACAUUUUAGUAUCGAAUUACAUGCCUAUGAUGGUAACGACUCUCUCCGGAUUCAUGUUGAUUAUGUUAGUCAUCCUUGUGAUUUUCAUAUUCAGAGAUACGGUUCGUAUAUGGCUCUUCACAAGCUGCGGGAUUAGAUUGUUUCCAUUCAACGGAGCGUACGACGACACUGAUAAAUUAUACGACGCUUACGUCUGUUACAGUCCAAAGGAUGACGAUUUUGUUAUUCAAACCCUCGCUGCCGAGUUAGAGAAUGGUAAUCCAUCGUAUCACCUCUGCUUGCAUUACAGAGAUAUACCGCAACAUAAUGUUGCUUAUAUGCAAUGCACGUUACCACUUCCCGAGUGCGCGGAAGCGUCCAAACGCAUUAUACUAGUACUGACCAGAAAUUUCAUAGAAACGGAAUGGUCGCGUUUCGAAUUCCGACAGGCCCUACACGAAAUAGUUAAGUCACGUAUUUAUACUUUAGUGAUAAUAGAAGAGGGUUCAAUUUUGCCCGAGGCCGAAUGCGAUCCUGAUUUAAGGCCGUACUUGAAAACAAGCUCAAGGAUAAGAUGGGGCCAAAAUAAAUUUUGGGAAAAGUUACGAUACGCGAUGCCGGAUAAGAGAUACAAAUCUAAAACGUCUGCCUACAGGAAUAAUAUAAAUUCUUAUUCAAUGCGAAGUGCCACCCAGAACGGAACAAUGCGAUCUUUUUCUUUCACUGAGAAAAUGAGAGGUUCGGCAGAUGGUGUCAGUACGAGUCCAGAGUUCGUCGACCCCGCGUCUCAGCACGUGCCUGUAGCAUCGUAUGGACCGGACGGUAGACCACCCUCGGACCAUAUUUACUCAUCGAUAGAUUCGGACUACUCAUCCCUAGAGCUAGGUGCAAACAAUCCGAAUAGGAGACGCGAGUUCAGGCAUUGGCCUCCGCCGCCACCUUUAAUUGACACUCAAAGCUCAGGUCAAGCUUAUCUUGUCUAGUCCAUGUGCUUCACGUUACUUAUUUUAAUUAAUUUAGUCAAAGCUUCAUGUGAAUAUUGUAUCGAUCGUAACACGCGCUUUACCAAAUAAUUAAAAUUUAUAUUAUAUUUUUGUAAUUUCUCGCCGUUACAAAGGGCGUUCGUGAAUUCGAUGUAAAUAAAUACAUUCUAUAAGACUGCUGUAGUAAUAUUGUGAAUUUGUAAAUAAAAAUGUAAAUAAAUGUCCAUAGUAAAAGUCACAAGUAUACUAUUUAUGUACUUUAAUAAAGCCAUUGUGAUAAUUUUUGCAUAAUACGCUCUUUCAU
This is a messenger RNA of Bombyx mandarina (wild silkworm), 4337 nucleotides long. RefSeq names its product toll-like receptor 7. Lineage: Eukaryota; Metazoa; Arthropoda; Insecta; Lepidoptera; Bombycidae. Gene Ontology annotation, biological process: signal transduction. The record is from RefSeq and is a predicted model, not a curated record. Gene Ontology annotation, molecular function: protein binding.